Macadamia integrifolia is the source of this 2476-nucleotide messenger RNA. RefSeq names its product protein SIEVE ELEMENT OCCLUSION B-like. The record is from RefSeq and is a predicted model, not a curated record. The coding region runs from base 118 to 2163 and encodes 681 amino acids. The transcript has 7 exons. Gene Ontology annotation, biological process: phloem development. Lineage: Eukaryota; Viridiplantae; Streptophyta; Magnoliopsida; Proteales; Proteaceae.
CCCCACCACCACCACCACCAAACGCAUGCAGGGCUACUUAUUCCCCCCCAGUAGGAGCCAAUCUCACUUCUGAUCACCUUCAAGAGAAAGGCCGAAAGAAAGAAGAGUUUGAGGAAGAUGGCUAACAACAGUACUACUACUCCAAAGCCUCAACAGAAACCGGUGAUGCCGCAGCAGGAGCAGAAGCAACCGCAACCGCAACCGCAACUGAUGGACCAGAUCCUGGCCACCCACUCUCCCGACGGCCGGAAGGUCGACGUUAAGCCUCUUCUCCAACUUACCGAGGAAAUCCUCCAGCGUUCCAUCACCACUAACCUUGGAGGCGCCCCCAUAUAUGCAUUGGACGAGAAGACCCAACAGGAAAAAUUCGUUGGCAAGCUUGAAACAUUGUCUAACACCAUAAAUAAGAUCGCCUGCGAGAUAUCGUACGGAUGCUCGGUGGGAGAUGAUGCACAUUCGACAACGAUGGCAUUGUUUAAGACGAUGUCCAGCUACUCUUGGGAUGCGAAGAUGGUUCUUGGCUUGGCUGCUUUUUCUGUCACCUACGGGGAGUUCUUGCUGAUGGCGGAGUUCUACUCGACUCACCCAUUGGCCAAGUCCAUAGCGUUGCUGAAGCAAUUACCAGACACAUUAGAGUACUCGGAGUCCCUGAAGCCCAGGUUUGAAUCGCUAAAGAGCCUUAUCAAAGCCAUGAUAGAUGUGACAAAAUGUGUUGUCCAUUUCGAAGAGCUACCACCUGACCAACGUCUGUCGUUGGUUGAGGCCCAGGCCAACCCUGUUGUUGUUUACUGGAUCAUCAGGAGGGACAUCUUUGUUGCUGUUUACUGGAUCAUCAGGAGCGUCAUCGCCUGUGCUUCCGAGAUCAUUGGUCUCAUUGGCUUGGCUAACGAGUACAUUCCUUCAAAAACAAAAGCUGGGGAACUGUCCAGCUUAACGCAUAAGGUCAUUAACAUUCAUGACCACCUCAAAGAAGUUUUUCCUAAUUGCUGUCAACAUAUUGCAGAUGAGAAGGUGGAGAUAAAUGAGGAGAAACAAGAAGAAGCAUAUCUAACACUUGUGGGACUCUUCAAAACGAUCCACAUUGACAACAUGAAGAUUCUCAAAGCAUUGAUUUAUGCUAAGAAUGAUCUACAACCACUUCUUGAAGGCUUUGCCAAGAAACAGGUUGGUAUUGAUGUUCUGAGGAGGAAAAAUGUGUUACUACUGAUAUCAGAUUUGGAUAUCUCCCAAGAAGAGCUUUCGUUUCUGGAGCAGAUGUACAAAGAAUCCCGAGACCAGCCAACAAGGCUAGAGUCUCAGUACGAAGUGGUUUGGCUCCCAGUGGUGGACAGAAAUUUUCUAUUGACACAAGAAAAACAAAAAGAGUUUGAUCGAUUGCAGUCGAGGAUGCCAUGGUACUCUGUGCACCACCCUUCUUUGAUCGAUCCAGCUGUGAUUAAAUACAUCCAAGAUGUGUGGCACUUCAACAAGAAGCCCAUCUUGGUGGUGUUAGAUCCACAAGGCAGGUUCGCCAACCCUAAUGCUCUCCACAUGAUGUGGAUCUGGGGAAGCCUUGCCUUCCCUUUCACUAGCAUGAGGGAGGAAGCCCUCUGGAGGGAGGAGACUUGGAGACUUGAACUCUUAGUUGAUGGUAUUGACCCAAAGAUACUAAAUUGGAUAACCGAGGACAAAUUCAUUUGCUUAUAUGGAGGGGAAGACAUUGAUUGGAUAAGAAAAUUCACAUCGGCAGCAAGAGCGGUGGCCAUGACUGCCCAUAUCCCAUUCGAGAUGGUGUACGUGGGGAAGAGAAAUCCAAGGGAUCGAGUGAGGGGGAACAUCAACAUCAUCACCAAAGGAAAGCUUAGCCAUUGCUGGCCAGACCUCACGAGCAUCUGGUUCUUCUGGAAGCGGUUGGAGAGUAUGUGGUACUCUAAGAUGCAGCAAGGGAAGAUUAUAGAGAACGACCACAUAAUGGAGGAGAUCAUGACCAUGCUCACCUUUGAUGUUAGCGAGCAAGGAUGGGCAUUGAUCAGUAAGGGAUCUAGUAACAUGGCCAAAGCCAAGGGGGACAUGAUCUUGAGCUGCUUCCAACAGUAUGAUCAGUGGAAGGAAGUUGUAGGUGAAAAGGGUUUUAUGCAAGCAGUCAAUGAUCACCUGCAAAAGCUGCAGACCCAGCAUCUGUGAAGUCCCCCCUCAUCCUGCCAGGCAACCGUCAGUAGGAUUUCGGAGAUGGUGGUCUGUUCGGAGUGUGGCCACCCUAUAUAUUGAGAAGUUCCUCAUAUACUGUUGAUGUAUGCCUUAGUUGUUCUCCAUUGGACUCACCGUUACCUUGCCUUACCCCCUACUAUUACUACAACUACUAUGAUACUAUGCCGACGAUCGAUACCCUAUAUUAAUGAUAUUGUGUGAAGGUAAUUAAUUAUGGAAAUUGUUAAGGGACGAUAGAAACUCCUCCCCUUGUGUUGUAGUUGUUUGAUUUGAAUUUUUUUUUCUGAUA